GAGAAAUUCCAAAAUGGCGAUAGUGCGUCCGUUGCAACCAAAAUGAAAAUCGCAUGUUUGUCGUGUAACCGUCUCUUGUUUUAAGUUUGUGGAUUUUUGUAUGGUAAUAUGGCCGUAGCACAGGAAACCAGGCUCCAACACAGUUUGAAGAUGGAGCCUGGUAUUGAGCGUCCAGGGAGCGCCCUGACACGUGGAGUACAGAUAACAGAAUUCAAUGAUUCGAGAGUAAACCCGGAGCCCAUUGUACUAGAGGAGACUGAUUUACUGCUGGAACAGUUCCUGUCACCAAGAAAACUUAUGUUGCUGACGGGCGUUGACAACCUGGAUGACAUUCACCAGCUUGAGAUGAAGGUGAACACAACAGACACGAGUCUUGGAAAUUUUGGUCAGCUGCUUCACAACCUCAGGCAGCUAAAGGUGUCCAACAGCACCAUACCUAAAAUCAGGGAUCUUGGUUCAUCCCUACGGAGCCUGCAUGUGUUGUGGGCGUCCCGUUGUGCCCUGCAGGAGCUAGACGGGAUUUCGUCUAUAAUUGGUCUGCGAGAACUCUACCUCUCCUACAACGAGAUAUCUGACAUCAGUCCUGUCAGCAUGCUUGAGCACAUUGAAAUCCUGGAUGUGGAGGGGAACAACCUAGAUGAUAUAGUGCAGGUACAGCACUUGGCCAUCUGCAGCCGGUUGACCAACCUCACUCUGGAUGGCAACCCAUUGUGUAAUCAACCAACACCUGCAGAGUUCAUUGAGGAAUACGAUUACCGGCAGGAGGUGAAGAAAGCUAUACCCCACCUGAAGACCCUUGAUGAUGAGCCACUCAUAGAUGGGGUGGGAUCCUUCCUCAAACAUAACGUGUUUGAUGCAGACUGGGCAUACCUCGAGGAGCUACAGAGAGAUAUCACACUACAAGAUGAUUCAGAUUCUGUUGUAUCAGAUUCUAGUCGGCCACCCAGUGGUAACCGGCCAAGUACAGCAGCCUUGAAGCCCAACACAGGGUUCCGGCCUGGGUCAGCCCUGAGGCCAUCCUCGGGGUUCCGACCAAUGACAGCAGGCACACGACCAGCCUCCACAGGACACAGGCCAGCCACAGCUAUAGGAGGCAUGAGGCCCAGCUCAGGCUCUGGCAGGCCAGGGUCAGGAAGCAAAGCGGAGAUUGCAGACACAGGAGAUGCCAGUGACCUGACCCUUGGGCGUGUGAUCUGUGGGAACCCCUCAAAGGCUCUCCUGUCCCGAAGGAGACUCAACCCCGAUGCUGCUGGAGAACUUGAGGGGCAGGAACAGGAUAUAAAGUUUGAACCUAAGAUAAUGCAAGAGCUCAAACAGUUCCAGCAUAGAGCAGAGCACACAUACGACACUCUGCAGGAGGAGGAGAGAGACCAUUCUGAGAUUGUUGAUGAACUCAAGGCAUGGAAGCAACAACAUGAAAAGAGGAUGGAAAUUAUCCGUCAGAGCAAGGCUCCCCAGGUGUUGCGUAUUGAUUAUGAUCAAGCUGAUGAUGCCAUCAGUCUCUCCGGUGACUCAGAUGUAGAUUCAGACACAGAAGAGUUGUCUCCCAUGCGAGACAGUGAUACAGAGACGAUCCACCGCGUUCAGGACGAGAACAUCGGCACUGAGGGAGACCAAAAUUGUAAAGUCUUGCCUUCAGUUUCAAGCUUUGUACCGGUGUCAGUGUCACCAAAUGAGUCCUUAGACACGCCAGUUACAACAAAACCAAGAUACAGUGACUCCAGUAAACCAAUUAAAAACAAAGUGCGAAGAAAUGUAUCAGAAGAGGAGGAAAGUGACUCUUUACUUAGAUCAAGUGUACAAAAACCCUUUAAAAUAUCUGACCUAGCUAGCAGGCAGAGAGCUGUGAUACCUCCUCCCAGUCAACGGGACGUUGUACGUAAACACAUAGACACUAGCAGCCAAGUGAGGGCUCAGAGCCCCCUAGGCAGUCUGUUGUCGCCUGCUCAAGGACCGAUGAGAGCUGAGGCGCGUGGAAAUGGGGCAAUCAGAGUGAACAACACGGGGCUUCCCCCUGCACCCUCAUCAGGUGUUCCUAUUAUCAGCAAGAUGAAAAGGGAAGAGGGUGCUAACCCAGUCAUUAAGAGUGGCUCAUAUGAACGGGCAGUGCCCCUAAACCAGCGCCCGUCUACAGCCCGUGCAGCGCUGGGCAUGCGAAGAUCUCUGCCCACUGUCCCCUCCCUACCAUCCAAACCUGCACCACCCAAGUCCUGAAGCCCUCAACCACUGUUGCAGUGACUCGCAUCAUCAGCUGAGGGAACCUGGACCAGAAAUACCAAAACCAUGACCAUGCUUGCUUGUAAUGGAUGAGAUUUGGUGCAGUUAACAUAGCUCUACAUGAGAAUGGCAUUAUUGAUUGCCUCAAGAGGUGUUCAAUAAUCACCCAUUGGAAUUUAAGAUAUAUUGUAUGUGUUUUUUCUAAAACUUUUGAAGCUGGCUUUUAUCUGACGAAAUUAGUAGAUGUUUACUUCUAAUAAGUAUGCGACUCUGUGCAUGUACACUUUCAAUCGUACCAUACAUACUUUUUUGUUUCACUUAGAAAUCAAUUGAAAAAACAGGAUUUAAAAUCUGAAUGUAUCAAAAAAAAUUAAGUGAUUAUGUCUGAGCAUUCCUUUUUUAUUUUAUUUUGACUGUGAUAUUUAACUCACACUUUGACUGAUAAGCUGCCAUUUGCUUCAAGUUAUGGAUAUUGGAUAUGCAUUUGUAGAGUAGAAAUAUUAACAGGGUGUUUUAAAUUAAAUGAUUAUUCCCUUAUAGGACUUGUUCCAUGUUUGCCAUUUAUUAAGCUGUCUUCAGAAUUCCGGUAAUUUUCACAAUAUAGGUAGUAGAACAAAACUGGUGAUAAGUAUUUUACAAAUCCUGAGUAUUAUGUGUUCAUUUUUAACAAAAAAAUCAUGGUGAAUAUUUUUCUACUGUUUGUGUGUGGCAGUUUGUUGCAUGGUAGUGGCUUUAGUGAAAACUAGAACGACUUUGAUAUCAUAAUGCCCCUUUGUUUCACUAACUCCCCACCCAGUAUUAACUCUUCCUUCGUUUUCACCAUUUGUGUCAUUAUCAUAUAAUUGUUAAUGAAUUUUGUUAAGUUUGUGCUCACUUUUUAUGUAUUUUAUCAACGUCUGCUGAUGAUAAUGAAGUAGUGUGCUGCUGAAAAUACUUAUACACACCAAUUGUUUACAUGUAUUUGCUUUAAUAGUUGUGGCGUGCUAUACAAUGUAAAAGGUUUCAUCUUACUUUUCUAUUUUUCUGGUACUUGGUCGUUAUCACUUAUAACUACACAUUGUGACUGGUUUUGUUCAUGCAAUGACAACAAAACGUUGAAUUGAAGAGGCAGUAAAGAGGGAACUUGUUUUUAUUGGUCUAGUUCACAUAUAAGUGAUUUUCAGUUGUGUUAUCAUGUCCGGCAUUUAUUUGCAAAAAAAAACAAGCAAUUGUUAUUGCUUCACAUUAUUUUACACAUUUUUUUUCUCAAUUAAAUGGUUGACGCCAUUGCACUAAGCUGUCAAUUUAAUACUUUCAUCAUUAUCAUUUCUGAGAGGAAAAUUUAUAUGAAGACAGCGAAAGCCUGCUUGCAGUGGUUGGGUACUUCUUCAUAUUAGCUUUGGCAAAUUAACUGAUGUACAGUUCUAGGACAAAUUGUUUAAAUAAAAUGCACGUAUCUGCUGCGUAAUUAUUUCUGGUCUGUAUGACAAUGCUUUACAAAAAGAAAAUUUAAGAAUAUGUCUAAAUAAAUGUUCAACAUUAAUAAAUGUUCAACAUUUUAAAAUUUCUUUGUGGUAUGUGAUUUAUUUAUUGUAAAUAAAAAUUAUUUAUUUG
Molecule: messenger RNA, 3810 nt
Organism: Mya arenaria
Lineage: Eukaryota; Metazoa; Mollusca; Bivalvia; Myida; Myidae
Product: leucine-rich repeat-containing protein 56-like
Exons: 14
Coding region: 109-2214 (701 amino acids)
Molecular function (GO): protein binding
Source: RefSeq, a predicted model, not a curated record